Molecule: messenger RNA, 691 nt
Organism: Trichoplusia ni (cabbage looper)
Lineage: Eukaryota; Metazoa; Arthropoda; Insecta; Lepidoptera; Noctuidae
Exons: 2
Coding region: 234-644 (136 amino acids)
Source: RefSeq, a predicted model, not a curated record
AAAAUGUCACUGUCAUUUUUCUAACCCAACCAAAGUUGUCAAUAUUUAGUCGUGAAUAGUUUAUAAAAUGUUCUAUGAAUAGCGCCAAAAACGUCCUCAAAUUUUAUUUAUACAUAUCCCGGUCUAAAAUAUUUAUUUACCGUCGUUCAUAUAAUAUAAAUCCAUUCGCCUUCAGAUCCUAACCUAACAUUCGUUUAUUAUGUUAUACAACUAGUGAACUUCAUAGUCAACAAAUGAUUCACAAGUGGUGGCACCGGUUCGUCCGGAAAAGGACUAAACCCAUUGCAGAAGAUACAGCUAUCCUUUGGAAACGGCGCCUCAGUAUAGCCUAUGGUUUGAUAGCUUGGAAUGCAUUUGGUUUAGUCAUGUAUAGUGUGUAUAAGGGGAAGGCAGAUUGGGCUUAUUACCAUGGUCUCAAGUCCGAGGAAGAACACAAUAAAUCUCCAGGUCUGGCAUGGGCUAAUACAUUAGGUAUAAAGAAUGCAAAGGUGUACAAAAUAAGUGGUCUUAAAAAAGUAGAUGAGUAUGAUAUUGUUGAAGGAGAAAGUGUUAGACAAGACAAGGUGAGAGACAAACAACUAGAUGAACUAGAUCAUGAAAGUCUUGAUGAGAAUGUGGAGCAACCUGCUGUAAAUAUUGAUUGAACAUUUUAUUAAAUACUUGUAGAUAAAUAAAAAACAUACAAAAAGAA